GUGUGUCUUCCGCCGGCGUGCGGGGGGCGGAGCCGUGGGGACGAAGCGGUCCCCGACCCAAGGGUUGACCUUCCCGAACGCCGGGUCCCGUGACGUCACCUCGCCGUGACGCGCAUGCUGUAGGAAAACUGGAUCAGAUGAGAUCAUGAGUGUGAGAAUGAAAGGGAGUAAUUAAAAGGAUUUACCAUAUAUGUUACAACUUUUUACUGGAGUCUUGAGAGAUAGAGCGUCUACUUUAUGCAAGGCUCUGUGCUAGGUGUUGAGACCACAAGAAAAGGGCUUUCUUGAACAUUAAAUAUAUCUAAAAGAGAUUUGCACGGCCUCCCACAGUGAAGAGCUGAAUCCCAAAGCUUUUUGAGGGAGAAGCCGUGGACUGAGCUUCCAAGCCUGCUGCACUGAGCUCCUGCUUUCUGAUGUGAACCUUAAAAGGGAGCUUCUGAUAACGUUAGUCAACUGCGUGCACUGAGCGCCACCCUGUCCAUUGGAACUUUGCCACUCAUUUGCAUUUAUUCUGACCAGUCAGAGCAACUCGAUAAUGAUGAAACAGAAUGCGCAAAGCUGACCAAUCAAGACAGUGCUAUUGGGACCAAUGGGAACUAUGCUGUUUGGAUUCCUUAUUGGCAUAGAAACGAACCAAUCCUGAACCAGGGUAGGAACUUCUCUGUUAAAAAAACAAAAACAAAAACGCCCCCCUCUCCCUUGUCUUUGCGGAACACACCUUUGGCUUUCACCAGAGGUUCUGUUUCUGCAGUUUGCAAAUUGUUCACCUUUUUACCACAAGCCAGACUGGGGAUUCCUGUUGGCAUUGGAUUGGUGACAGUGACCUUUUGUUGACAAAGAGAGAGGAAGGGAAGGAGAAAGAGAAGGAGAGAAACAUCGAUGUGAGAGAGAAACAUGGAUCGUUGCCUCUCGUAUGUGCCCUGACUGGGCACUGAACCUGCCACUGAGUCAUGUGCCCUGACCAGGAAUUGAACUGGAGACCCUUCACGUCACUGGAUGACCCUCAACCAGCUGAUCCACGUAAAGAUGAAUACCAUGUCUUUUUGAAAACCGAAAAUUUGGCUGUUAGAAGACAUUUGCUAACUCAUAGUACUUCAUUCAAGGCAGUUCCUGCUCAAGUCAAACACAGCACAAAACAGAAUUCUUUGUCAGUACCACCGAAAGGUCAAGGUGAAUCAGUCAUGCCUUCUGGAACAAUACAGAGCGGCAGAGGUUUGCAGAAUAAGAGUCAAUUUAGGACCAUUGCACCGAAAAUUGUUCCCAAAGUCCUAACUUCCAGAGUGCUGUCGGGCCACUCGCCAUCACUCUCCGAUCAGGUGACUCCAGGACCUCCCGUCAGCUCCACACCGCUGGGGGUGCCCACCCAGAAUUAUGCUCUGAUGCAGGUUGCUGGCCCGGAGGGGACAUUUUCUCUCGUGGCAUUGCCUCACAUUGCCUCAGCUCAGCCAGUCCAGAAACGCAGACUGUCCCUGCCUGAAAACCUUAAACUGCCGAUUCCUCGAUACCAACCCCCAAGAAAUAACAAAGGAUCAACCAAGAACUCGAUCCGGAGCUCCUCUGAGAGUGGCUGUAGCAAACUUCCUGCCCAAACCCAAAUGUCCCCUUCCCUCCCUGACCACUCCGAGCCCCCUCCCCGUCCCAGCCCACCCGAGCCAGUGCCGUCACUGAACCCAGCCCCAGCUGGCAUCGGCGUGGACACACUGACCAGUGACCAUGGACAGCUGAACCGUCCUGACAUCCCAACAUCAUCCACGCCAGAGGAGCCCUCUGCCAAGCAGGGCCUCUUGAAGAUUUCAGGGAAAGAGAACUUUGCAAGCAAAGAAACAUCCAGUAAACCUUCUGUUGCUGCCAGUGAAAAACAUAAAGAACCACUUGAUCUUGCAAAAGGCACGAUCAGGUUAUCGCCGGCCAUUUAUGGCAGUGCGCUUCAGUUGAUGCCCUCGGCCCCCAAAGGUAAACUGCCAAUCCUACCCUACUCUAGAACAAAAACAACAGAGGCUUAUAAAAAUGAGUCAGACGUUAACACUGUAGACUUUUCUUCACCUGGGCUCAGGGUCGACUGCGACAAGACAUCCACCAUCACAGAAGGCUCUGAUGCAGCCGCCAGAAUGGCCACAAAGGUGCCUGGUCCGCAGGUGUUGAAGCAGAGUCCCUGUGAAAGUGCCUUUUGUUCAGCUACCAAACUGGAUCUCAACCACAAAGCAAAACUGAAUGGCGGGGCAACAAAGAGAAAAGGAAGGAAACUGAAGGUACCAGAUGAGAUCUUGCCAUUUCAGGAGGAAAGGAGGAAAUGUAAAAGAAUAAAAAAUGACCCCCAACAAUCCAGAGACCAAAAGCCUGGAGCUAUGAAAAAAUACCGUAGCAUUAUGCCCAAACCUGUCGUCGUCACGCCCACUAUGACUCCCCUGGCUUCUCCUGCCACUGUGCUACAGUCCCAAAGGCCCAGCGGCCCAGGACAGGACCUUCUGUUAAGUCAUUCUCUCCCUCCUAAAUAUCUCGGCUGCAAGCAGGACAACAGCUCCUCUUCCCCUAGGACCAGCUCUGCACGUAGAAAUGGAUUCUCUGGCAUCAAGAAGCCUUGGCACCGAUGUCCCAUCUGUAACCACCACUUCCAGUUCAAGCAGCACCUUCAAGACCACAUGAACACACACACGAACCGACGGCCUUACAGUUGUCGGAUCUGUCGCAAGACGUAUGUCCGUUCCGGCAGCCUGAGCUCACACGUGAAGCUUCACCACGGCGAGAACCGCCCGAGGAAACUCGUGUGCUGUGAGUUUUGUGCAAAGGUGUUCGGUCACGUCAGAGUCUACUUUGGCCACCUGAAGGAAGUGCACAGGGUCGUCAUCAGCACCGAGUCCGCCCCCAGUGAGCUGCCACCGGGGGACGCACCGAAGAGCAGAGACAGGGAGGCGGCUGUGCAGAGGGACAAGUCCAGCCCCGAAGAAGACCUCCUCCUAAACCAGGCAGAUGAAGUCAAAUUGCAGAUCAAGUGUGGCCGCUGCCAGAUCACCACCCAGUCUUUCGCCGAAAUCAAGUUUCAUCUGCUUUAUGUUCACGGAGAGGAAAUUCAGGGCAGGCUCCAAGAGGAGCUCUCCCCCGGGAGCCAGGCAGCUCCACAGGAACGGGCUCAACAAGCUGCUCCUUCCUGGAAGCAGCGUCCCGAGAGAAGGACACUGCUGCAGAAGCCCUGUCCCUCCGACGAGAAGGUACCUGUAGCUCCUAAAUUGAAAAGGCAACUCUGCCUUCAUCGUCAGGAUGACAUGGAAACACUCACAGAAGAUGAAGGAGCCCGGCCUGGACCCAGCGGACCAGGAGAAGCCCCCCGGGGCCCUGCGUGUCCCAGCCCACACUCAGCACCCCUCCAGUUGCAGUCAGGUUUUAACUGUGUCCUCUGUGCACGGACCCUUGGGAAGAAAGAAGAGCUCCUCCUGCACUGGGAACAAGGGCACAACUGUGAGGAUGCUCCCAGGCUCUGGAGGAUUCUGAAGGUGUUCUCUCACCAGGGCGGCGUGGAGCUUCCCAGGGAAACAGGGAAAUGAAAUGCUGGGGCCAAAGGAGGGUAGAGGGAGUUUUGCACCACUGUUCCCUCCAACUUCUGGCUGUGUGGUGGUGCUCAGUGAUAAAAUCAAACACGUUGGGAGCAGCAAUAAUAAGCAGAAGUGAUUUUUGUACAUAAUGUUAUUUUCUUAUUAAAUAUAUGCCCAUGAUGAUGCAUA
Messenger RNA from Phyllostomus hastatus (greater spear-nosed bat), 3716 nucleotides. It is a transcript of the gene ZNF438, whose product is annotated as zinc finger protein 438. The coding region runs from base 951 to 3539 and encodes 862 amino acids. The record is from RefSeq and is a predicted model, not a curated record. Lineage: Eukaryota; Metazoa; Chordata; Mammalia; Chiroptera; Phyllostomidae. Gene Ontology annotation, cellular component: nucleus. Gene Ontology annotation, molecular function: DNA-binding transcription factor activity, RNA polymerase II-specific; sequence-specific DNA binding. Gene Ontology annotation, biological process: regulation of transcription by RNA polymerase II. The transcript has 11 exons.